GGGUGUCUCGGAGAGAUUAGUGCCUCAAUUGCGAUCGGUAGAAAGCGAUCUAGAUCUCUGGGGAUGGCAGGCCCAAGGGACCGUACAUCCCCCUACGGGGGAUCCCUACGGGAAUAUGAUUGCCCCAGGUAUCCGGGGUAUCAUUGUGGAGGGUCUCCCCUGGUGA
Molecule: messenger RNA, 166 nt
Organism: Sphaeroforma arctica JP610
Lineage: Eukaryota; Ichthyosporea; Ichthyophonida
Exons: 1
Source: RefSeq, a predicted model, not a curated record